CGAGCACUGUAAUUAUCCUUGAAUUUUGCGAUCCUUUUUAAGCAGUAACGGUUCGCGUAAGGUGAAUUAAAUCUACGUUUUGAAAAUUGGUUGUCUCCCCCUUUUCGAUCAUGAACAUCCUCUUCAGUUCUUUUCUAUUUGUUUCAGCCAUCAUUUGAAAAUGUUUUAAUUUUUACUCACCCGAAGGACAGACAAAAAGCACCCGUAUUACAUAUCUUAUUGUCAUAUUUUAUUUAGAACACAGUCAUUUGCAUGACGUCUAUUUUGAAUUGAAUCAUACUUUUUUUUUCAAAUACAAUUGUUCAUGGAACAUUGCAAAACAAUUCUGAAACUUGAUAUUGUUUGAAGUUUUGAAUAUUUCAAAUAAAUAAAAUGGAGUUAAAAUUCAAUGUUAGGCACGAAGUUAUGGAUUGUUGAUUAAACAAAAAAUGUAAAAACAAAUGAGCUUCGUUAAGAUUAAAAGAUGAGUAAACGUAGUUUGGGUGCAAAUAUUGAUUAACAGGCCGGUUUGUAUUGGUUACAGAAUAUGAUAUUUAACACCCGGAAAAAAUACAUCAAAACGACAUUAGCAUCAUAAUUCAGGCCUUUCCAUCCGCAGGCAAAGGUAGAAGCGGCAAGGAUGAGGAAAACCUCAUACGACUCUUCGUCAAUUGCAUGACCAAAUAAUUAAAACCCCAAAUCUUAUAUCAGUCUUCUGUGCGCUGGAGAGGCAAAACAUAUAAGUCCGUUUCGAGUUGUUUGAGAAAACAAAAUUUUGUAUGUGCAUUCUUUUUCAGUCAGAGGACAUAAAAAGUUAAUUAUAAUGCAAAGCAAUUAUAUUGCAAGUUAGUUGCAGCAGCAGAAACAAAAAGGUAUUCGAUCCUAUAUUUGUUUCGGGACAAGUGUAAAGUUAGUGUGUGACUUCUUUCUAAACUUUCGUCAGGGUUUCAGAACAAUUUCCAUGUAUUUUGAGACGAUCGUGAUUCUGUGUUUCCUGUGGACAAGGGACUGUCUGGGUGUCGUGAUUGACAGCCAGUUUUCGUUUGUUGGCUGGCAGGAUCAUUCCAUCGUAUCCCUUCUACCCACGGUGUAUACACAGUCUCCAGAGGGGUCACUGUCAACGUCAAUCCUUUGUGCAUCAAGAUGUUUUCAGACUAAUCACUGCCAUGUAUAUUAUGUCUGCAGGUUCAACGACCAAGAAAUCUGUGUGUUGUCUCUUCUGUAUGACCAAAACACCGCUCAAAAUGGGUCGCUGAAAUGCAAGGCCUACAAAUUUAGAGGCGACUGUGACAGUGACGCAGUAUCCAAUAGAUACAGCGGCGCAUGUGUGAAAUGUUCGCCAGACUGCAUACACAAGGAUUGUGAUGACGUAAGAAUUACACAUGGAAACGUCACGGGACAUUACCCUCUGUCACUAGGCGGCAGCACCGUACCUGUAAGGUGUGAUAUGGACACGGAUGAUGGCGGAUGGAUGGUGAUGCAGCGCAGAUUGGAUGGCGCCGUUGAUUUUUUCAGAGGUUGGAGCGACUAUAAGACAGGGUUUGGUAACCCCACGGGAGAAUACUGGCUAGGGCUGGACAAUGUCCAUGACAUUACGACUGGUGGAGACUAUGUCCUCCGGAUUGACAUGGAAUACUCCUCCCAGCAGUAUUAUGUUAAAUACUCAGACUUCAACAUCCAGUCCGAGGGUGACAAUUAUCGAAUGAGCUUCUCCACCUUUUUGGGGGGUAACACAGGCGAUAGUUUGUCAUGGCACAAUGGGAAGGCUUUUACGACCUAUGAUCGGGACAAUGACGAGAACGUCAAUAACUACGACAGCCCGAACUGCGCCAUCGCUUUCUAUGGAGCCUGGUGGUAUUCAAGCUGCCACAACUCAAACCUGAACGGGAAUUACCAGAAUACUUCAUUUGGCAAAGGCAUCAACUGGAAUUACGUCACCGGCUACUACCAGUCACUGACCAAGGUGGAGAUGAAACUGAGGCGGUCGUGAAAUCUACCUUUGAUUGACGUGACCAAUGUGUAAUGGAUAUAACUAUCGGGAUGAUGUGUAGACGUUACACAAAUUUGAUAUUCUGAAAAGAAUAUAAAUAUUUAUUUUGUUUUCCAUUAUUGACCAUUCACUUGUGAUCUUGUUCAUCAUUUUUUACCCGAAAGUUGAGGAAAUGACGGCGUAUUGAAUAGGUCUACUUAACUUACAGCUUAUAAUUCAUAGUUUCCUUGUAUAUAGUAGAACAUAGUGAAUUAUUUCAUUGUCAUUUUAUAAAUCAGCACUCGCUUAGUUUUAAUAUAGAUAAAGUAAGUACGAGUAUG
Messenger RNA from Magallana angulata, 2289 nucleotides. Its product is annotated as ficolin-2-like. Bases 941 to 1969 code for a protein of 342 amino acids. NCBI's taxonomy places the organism in Eukaryota, Metazoa, Mollusca, Bivalvia, Ostreida, Ostreidae. The transcript has 7 exons. The record is from RefSeq and is a predicted model, not a curated record.